Tarenaya hassleriana is the source of this 679-nucleotide messenger RNA. Its product is annotated as pre-mRNA-splicing factor cwc21-like. The transcript has 2 exons. The record is from RefSeq and is a predicted model, not a curated record. The coding region runs from base 139 to 552 and encodes 137 amino acids. NCBI's taxonomy places the organism in Eukaryota, Viridiplantae, Streptophyta, Magnoliopsida, Brassicales, Cleomaceae.
ACUCACUCGCGAGUCGCAGCUUUGGCAAACGUUAAUCCAAAUCAGUGGGGGACAGAGAGCGAAUCGAUCCCUUCCAUUUCGGAGGUUGUAUUGUCUUGAUCAAACGAAUUCGAAGAUUGUUCAGUUAGAGGGUAAGCGAUGUACAAUGGAAUAGGGUUACAGACACCGAGGGGUUCAGGGACCAAUGGUUACAUUCAGAGCAACAAGUUUUUUGUGAAGCCUAAGUCUACCGGUAAGCCCGUUAAUGGUGGAAUAGGGUUUGAGGAUGGUCAGGGCACAGCUGGUCUCUCCAAGAAGCCCAACGAAGACAUCCUUGAGCACGACCGCAAGCGUCAGAUUCACCUUAAGCUUGUCAUGCUCGAGGAUAAGCUCAUAGAUCACGGUUACUCUGAUGCUGAGAUUGCUCAGAAGCUUGAGGAGGCCAGGUUGAAUCUUGAGGCUUCCACCUCUUGUUCCGAUGAGUCUGCUGAUGCAAAAAUCUCUGAUACCCAGCCCCAUCAGAUUGCUGCUGGAAAAGGAGAAACAGAUGGAGAUGUUUCGGGCUGCGCUUGAGCAAACUGAUGAAGGUGAUGUUGACAGUGAACCAAAGAGCAAAGCGUACGAGGAUGCUGAAUGUAGACGAACAGAGAGGCGAGAGCGUUCCUUUCUUGACCGAACCUGAAAAUAGGAGUGACGAAAA